AUGUCUGGAAAGGGUUUGGCGUAUGGAACGGCAGCCAUUAAGGUCGGCGGAACGACAUCAGCAGGAACGACGACCGUAGGUGGAGCGUUGGUCUUGUACCUUCCUGAAGACAUUUCAGACCCAAGACUAUCCGCUCUUCCGCAAGUUAUCAUUUCGCAUCAUUUCUUGGCAAAAGCAACACUUCAAGGUCUUGUAUACUACAAUGGAGUAUGGGAUAAAGAUUUAAAUUACUCCAACUAUAAGGUGAAAGGAAUAAUAAUAAAGGAAGACAUAAACUUUCAAAAACUGAAGGAAAUGAUAGCUGGAAUACUGAAGGAAAUGCGAGUAACCAAAUUUCUUUUGUGUGUUACUAAUAAAGUAUGCGAAGAACAGUGGCAAUCACCGGAACCUGAAAGCUUCAAUUCUGCCACAAUGAUUGAAGGACAGUCAGAAAAUAUGAUCUCCAGUGAAACAACAAUGGAUAUUGUCAAAUAUGCUGAAAUUUUGGGAGAACAGAAUAGCAAAGAAGAAGAAAAAGCUGAGAGAACACCAGAAGACAUCUCAAUGGUCACUGAACCUAGUAUAAAGGAUAUAUAUGUCGGACAGAUCUUUAAAGAUAAAAAGAUCAUGAUAACUAGUUUUUGUUUUUACACAAUUGCUAACCACUUUCAAUAUAAAGUGAGUAAAUCAUGCCCGAAGGAAUAUAUAGUCAAUUGCUUAGACGACAAUUGCAAGUGGACUGUAAGAGCCUCAAGAGAUGGAAAGACAAGUAUGUUUGUUGUUAGAAGAGUGAAUAACAUCCACACCUGUCCACCAGAAAUUAGAAUGGAAGACAAACGACAAGCUACAUCAUUAAUAAUUGGGGAAUAUAUAAAAACAAAGUUUUUGGAUGUUAAAACAAUUUAUACCCUAUCAGACAUAAUUGCAGACAUACAAAAAGAUUUUGGGGUGAUUUUGAGUUACAAUAGGGCAUGGAGAUCAAAAGGAAAGGCGCUAGAUCAGAUUAGAGGUAAUCCAUGUGACUCAUAUUCUAUUUUGCCAAAAUUUCAACACAUGCUUUUACAAACUAAUCCGGGGUCAGUAGUAGAUAUACAUACAACCGAUGGAAAAUUUGAAUAUGUUUUUAUGGCUCUCGAUGCAUCCAUAAAAGGUUGGAAGUACUGUAGGCCAGUGAUUGUAGUCGAUGCGACAUUCUUAAAAUCAACCUAUCGUGGAAUGUUAUUGACAGCAUCCACCCAAUAUGGGAAUGGUAAGAUUUUUCCACUAGCAUUUGUUGUUGUUGAUUCUGAAAAUCAUGCUUCUUGGGAAUACUUUUUUGCAAAAUUACUGGAAACUUUUGGUCGGAGGGCUGGAUUGUGUAUAGUAUCAGAUAGGCACGAUAGCAUAUCUGAGACAGUCAAAAACAUUUUUCCAGAAGCAAGUCAUGGAAUUUGUGCAUACCAUUUACUAAACAAUGUUAAACUAAAGUUCGGAAAGAAAACAAAUGCAAAAGCGUUGAGAGAGUGUUUCUAUGGAGCUGCAAAGUCUUACUCAGUUCAGUCUUUUGACUAUUUCAUGGGACAACUAGAUGCUAUAAAUGUUGCAAUUCGACCCUAUUUGGAAAAAAAUUGGGGUCAAAAAAUGGGCAAGAUCACAUUGCAAAGACAAUAG
This is a messenger RNA of Mercurialis annua (annual mercury), 1629 nucleotides long. RefSeq lists its product as uncharacterized. Lineage: Eukaryota; Viridiplantae; Streptophyta; Magnoliopsida; Malpighiales; Euphorbiaceae. The transcript is spliced from 4 exons. Bases 1 to 1629 code for a protein of 542 amino acids. The record is from RefSeq and is a predicted model, not a curated record.